This is a messenger RNA of Ruditapes philippinarum (Manila clam), 8655 nucleotides long. Its product is annotated as ATPase family AAA domain-containing protein 5-like. Gene Ontology annotation, molecular function: ATP hydrolysis activity; DNA clamp unloader activity; DNA binding. The transcript is spliced from 19 exons. The record is from RefSeq and is a predicted model, not a curated record. Bases 142 to 6303 code for a protein of 2053 amino acids. Gene Ontology annotation, cellular component: nucleus. Lineage: Eukaryota; Metazoa; Mollusca; Bivalvia; Venerida; Veneridae.
GUGUAGUACGAAAGUUUAGAUGACAAAUUUAAUGUUUAAGCGGAAGUGGAAAGGAACAACAACUUCCCGCCAAGUUUUGAGGAAAUUAACAAAACAAAAGAAGAAUGAUGUAUGGUAUUAUGAACUACUGAUAGUAAAAUUAUGGACAUCUUGGAGGUAGAAGUGUUGCCAAAGGAAUCAUUGACAAAGUCUGCCAAGAAGAAAAAAGAUCUAGAUGGGCAAGUUGGCAAAAAUGUCAGAAAGAUUUCAGAUUUCUUCAAAACCCCUGAAAAGCAAGUUGAAAAACAAAGACAGAAAAGUCUGUUACAGUUUUUUGGUAAGCAAGACAUAGGAGAAGACAAGAAAGAAGAAAACAUUGUGAUAGCAACUUCAGAUGAUGUCUUAGUUAAUGGAACUGAUGUUACUACUCCAACUAAUAGUGACAAAGAAAAUAAUGAAGUUCUUGACAAUGAUGGAGCAAAUACUGAAAAUGGGGAAACUAAAUCUAAGUUAAGUAAAAAGCCAAAAACUGCUGGUAGCGAGGAAAGUAAUCCUGGGCUGCAGUUGCAUGAUAAGGAGAUUAAUGACACUAAAAGGCACAAAAAGCAUAAGAAGAAAAGAAAGACCAAAGAUGAAAAAACAGAGCUUAACAUGUCUGACUCUGUUAUAUUGUUAUCAGAUUCAAGUUCAAGUAAUUUCUCAUUUCUUGAAAGUACUGAUAAACUGAAAGAGACAGAAGUUGGAAACAAAGAAAUGGUAAGUGAUAAAGAUGUAGCAAAUAAGUGUAUUUCAUCGCCAAGAGAAAAGAAAGUGAAAGGGGAGGUUGACCAAGAUAAAGAAGUGAAGAGAUUCAAUAGUGUUGAGCACAAGAAAAUUAGAAAUGAAAUUGAAAUGGAAACAGAAGAGGUUAAAACAGGAGCACAUGAAAACAAUAGCAAAGUUAUAAGCAAAGGUAAAAAUUACAGUUUAUUUAAAGAGAGAAAUCAUGGAAAACAGACAAAUGAGGUAGUUCAGGAAAGUUCUGAAGUAACAAAGACCACAGCAAAUACUGAUAAAAUUACUGAAAAUAUUAGGGACAGCGAAACUUUUUUUGUAAAACAUGUAGAUAAAGACAAAAAUAAAAAGCUGGAAAAGUCGACAAAAAUAAAAGAAAGUACUGAAAGUAAGAAGAUUAAAAAAUCGAAAUUAGAAUGUAUAAAUGGAGGUGAUAAAAAUGGAAAAGAGGUUGAGAAAGAAGUGGUAGGCAAGGCAAGAAAAACUGAACCAACAUGCACUUCAAGUGAGAUUUUAGAUAAUGGAAAGAAAAAAUCUAAGAAAAGUGCAUUGAAAGGAAAAGAUAUGCUUAACUUGUUAAAAGAGAUUCAGUCAGGAGAAUCAGAAGAGAAAAAUAAAAGAAAACACAAAAAGAAGCAUAAACACCAUAAAGCAAAAGAUAAACCUAAUAAAGAAGUUCUUGAAAUAGCAGUUUCAGAAGAUAAUUCUGAUGGUAAAGAAGAGGUCAAAGUGGUUGCUGAAGAUAAUGAGGAUGAGAAGAGAACUGGUAAUGAAAUAUUUAAUGAAGCUGGUAAAAGAGUGACUAGGAGAAGAAGUAAAGUCGUAAAUGAUGUGAAAGAUAUUGAAGAGGAAGAAGAAAGUAAUUUGAAAGAGGUUGUAAAUGAAAAGCAUAAACAUAAGAAAUUAAAAGGAAGUAAAGACUUGGACAAGGAUUCAGUAACAAGUGGAUCAAAACAAGUAUCCUAUCAAGACUUUUCUGAUACUUUAGAUAAGACGACUUCAAAGGAACAUGAAGUAAAAAAAGGGAAUGAAGUCAAAGAAAUGUCCUAUACAGAAUACUUGGAAAUGGUUGAAAAAUCAAAUGUUGAUGAAAAGAGUGUUGACCUGAUAGAAUCUGAUACUGAUAAUGUGACUGAACCUCAGCUUGUUGAUGAUGAUGAGAUUGACUUGGAAAUAAUCGAUAAUGAUUCUGGAAAAGUGGAAAAAGAUGCUGAAAAAGGUGAUUCCAAAAAGUUCUUUACAUUUAUGACUUCAACGCCAGACAGAGAAAAGUUGAAUAAAAAGACGGGAAAAGUUGUUGGCAAAAGAGGCCGAAAGCCUAAGGCGGAGCAAAUAAAAUCGUCAGUUACAAGCGAGGUAGAAAAUAAACAAGCAAUUGAAUUAAUUGAAACCAAAAAGAUGGAAAUAGAUGUAGAAGUUACUGAUGCAAAGGAAGAAAAACAAAUACAUUCAGAGGAUAUCAAAUGUGAUGUUAGCAGCAAAAGUUUAUUUUGUGGAAAGAAAACUCAAGCCACCUUAAGUUUUGGUAAAUCAGGCCUUACUGUUUCUAAAGCAAUAACUAAAUCAGAUGAGGAGGAGUCUAAAGAUAAAACAAGUGAGAUAGUGAGUAAUGAUAAAGUUGAGAAACCCAGUACCAAUGAGGGGGAAGGAAUGAAAGCUCCUCCAAGAAAACGAGGGAGAAAGCCAAAACAAAAUAUUACCGAGGCUCUUAAUGCUAGUGACAGUUCUGUGUUUGCUACACCUGAGAAGGUUAUAAGGAAAGGAAAGAGGCAGCUUGAGGAUGAUGAAUCUGAAUCUGGUGAUAAUGAUGACAGGAGACGUUCACUGAGAAAACGAUACAAAGUCGAAGCUUUUCAGAUGGAUGCUGAUAAAAAGACCCCCAUCAAGAUAAAACUGAAGAGAUGUCCUAAAAGUAGCAGCAGUGGUGAAGAUGUUGACAAGUCUGCUUUAAAUCUAAAAAAAGUCAAGCCUACAGUGAAUCAAACCACAGCUCUUGCUUUGCUGGAAAAAGCUAAAAGAGGAAGGCUUAAGAAACAUAAGAUAAAGAAAGACAAAGAAAUUUUUAGCCUUAAGAAACACAAAGAGGCCAAGAAGUUGAAAAAGAACCUAAAGAAAAGAAAUGCAUCAAAUUCUUCGGAGGAUUCUUUGACUCGCAGAAGUUCAAGAUUAGAGGGAAAGUGUAUGGCAUCAAUGGAAGAGGUCUCGUUAGAAAAUAUUGUGAUAUCAUCAUCUGAUGAUGAAGAUGAGAGUGUGAAAAUUGUCCGGAAAAGGGGUCGUCCAAAAGGGUCCAAAAAUGUUAAAUCAGAGAUACCAAAGAAUGUAGAUGAAAUCAAUUUGGUAGAUAAUAAGGGGACCCCAAAGAAGGAUGUCGUGAAAAAGAAGGUUGGCACUCCAUCUAAAAAUAGAACUCCAUCCAAGAAAGGAUCGAAGCUUGCCCCUAUGUUUUUAAUUGGAAAAAACAAGGCGGCAGAGCCCUCCCCGAAAAAACCACCCUUAGAUCCAGAGCUUGUUAAGCAGAGACAACAAUUUCUGAUGAGUGGGGUACCUGAAGCUCUACGUAAACAGACUGCUACCAGGAUUGCAUCACAAGUUGAUGCUGACUACCCACCUUUACCUAGAACCAGUCAUGUUUUACAGGUCCCAAAAGAUCAAAUACUUGUACAAAGAGGCACGGUUAAUGUUUGGGACUUGAACCCUGUAGAGCUGGGUCUGCGUUAUUUUAUUAUUCCUUUUAUUAUCCAUCCACAUGCAAGGUUUACUGGUGACCUGAUAGCGAGAUAUGAUAAGAAACCUGACAGUUUAAGCAGAAUAGUGAAUUACAAGCCACCUGUGCCAAUAUCUGAUGAUAUGGUAGAGUUAUGUAAAGGGGAAAUAGCCAAUUUUAAUUCCACAUAUCCUGUCACUGCGAUGUAUAAAGCUGUGAAAGAAAUGAAAAUUGAAACAGAGAGACCACCACCAAAAUCUGAGUCUAUGUUAAAGACAGACAUGGCAGGUAUACUGGAUGGUUGUACAGAUAUGAUGGUUAUUUAUGAUGAGGAAGAAGAACAGGGAAAAAGGAAAAAGAAGAAAAAUCUGAAACUACAGAAAAGAGAUAAAAUAGAAGAAAAGAAUGAAGAACCCAAAGUUGAUGAUAAAUGUAAAGCUGUUGGAUCUAGUUUGUUGUGGACAGAGAAGUAUUGCCCCUCUAAAACUGCUGAAGUGUUGGGUAACUCUGGAGUUUUGAAGAAAUUGAAGACCUGGUUGACAGAAUGGAAACAUUUACUUGACAAGGAGGCAAGAAAAGCUAGAAAAUUACUGAUGAAGAAAAACAAAGGGAAGCAACUAAAUAAGAAAUGUAAUGAUGAUUUAUGGGAUGAUGGGAGUGAUUUUGAAAUGGAUAGUGAUGACAGUGAUGAUGAUGACUCCUUGUGUAAUACUAUGCUCUUGUCAGGGCCACAUGGUUGUGGCAAGACUAGCUCAGUCUAUGCUCUUGCCCUGGAAUUAGGAUUUAAGGUACAUGAAGUAAAUGCAUCAUCAUGUAGAAGUGGUAAACAGAUUCUGUCCCAGCUUCAGGAAGCCACACAGUCCCAUCAAGUCUCUAGUCAGGGAAAUCAUACACCAAGGAAAAACACAGCUCUUGGUGACAAGCCCAAACCAGAAAACAAGAUGCCUACAGCAUUUACAAAUCUGUUCAAGAAAGCAGCACCUUCUGAUGAUAGUAAACAAGAGGAAAAACCAGCUGGGAGGAAAAGGAAAAGACACAAAUCUGAUAAAGAUGGCAACACGAAGACUAAGGGAGAGAAGAAAGAAGCAGAGUUGAAGCACAAAAGUUUACAGUUAAUUAUAGAAGACAGUAAUUCCCAAAGUGUAGCGAAGAGUCUCAACCUGUCCAGUACAACACUGAUUUUGUUUGAUGAGGUGGAUGUGGUAUUUGAUGAAGACAAGGGAUUUUUAUCAGCUAUACAAAGCUUUAUGUCUAAAACAAAGAUUCCAAUAAUUCUAACAACAGCAGAUCCGGGCUUUACUAGCACGUUUAAGGGAAGAUACGAACAAAUGAUCUUAAAGAGACCUUCAGUGGCAAGUAUUACAUCUCACCUUCAAACAGUCUCACUGGUUGAGAACGUACGCACCGACCCGUUGAUGUUCGCAGAAAUGGCACAAUUUUACAACUGUGAUAUGAGGAAAUGUCUGAUAACUCUACAAUAUCUUCUAGAGUCAGGAGGAGGUCAUGUGACCUCUAGUCGAGUUAUUCCAGCUGUUAAAGAUCGGACAAAGACUGCAAACUUGCUUGGAUUAGAAACGGAAAACUCUCAAAGCUGUUCACAAAGUGAUACUGUAGUAACGGAAAAUAGACAAGUGACUGAUACAAUAGAUAAAGAUGUAGACAACAGUGAUGAUGACUUUGUUUCCAUUAAACCAUCUCGGAAAAGACGUCGGGUUUUGGAAGACGAAAGUUCUAAUUCUGUGGAUGCUUGUAGCAAAGUUGUUACGCCAGUCAUGUCAGAAUCGAUACCUGUGGAGACAAAUGAGGAGUGUAAAAAUUAUCCUUUAGUUCAUAGUUUAGGAUUGGAGUCAUUGAUAAGUGCCAGUAGCAUUUGCAUAGCUGAUAUGCUAUCUCAGGGGCUUAAGGCGAAGACAGAGUCCACCCUUCAAGAGAUGAUAUGUACUUGCUGUAAUGUUAAACAGAACUCGGGGAGUGAUCUCUUUUAUAACAACCUACACUGUAUCUUACCUUUUACUUCUACAGUUGUAGACUCAGUAUUCAAACCGUCUCAGGUCAAGAGUAAAAAUAAAACGAGGCAAAGAAUACGAAUAGAAAGUGAUUUAUAUGACAGUGAGGCAUCAAAUGAUGCCAGUCAAGUUGAAGAUACUGCUGAACCUAAGGGAGACAAUCUGGACAAUCAGACCAAUGUAGAAAGCUCAAAGCAAGGAUGCAAAGAGGAAAAUCUAUGUUUAGCCAAAAGUUUGUCAUAUUUUACACAAUUUUACGACACAAUGUCAUCAUUAGAUAUGUUAGAAGCUAUCGAUACAAAGAAAGUUUGUGAUAAUUUAAAGGGUUUUAAUGGUAGGGACGUUAAAGGUACUCUAGUGUCUGGUAUGGGAAAUGAACUUGCUAAAUUUCCAACACAUUGUGAAUUAGAUCUCAAAACAAGUAGGGAUUAUAGCUCAGAAAUAGGAACUAGGAGCAUGUGUAAGAUGUAUAGUGGUUGUGGUAUGGUGAAGGAGGAAGUGGAGAAGUUGUGCAGGGAGAAUGAGACAUUUGAGGAGAAUUUUAUCCUUCCAGUCAACAGGCAGAAUGAACAUUUCACCCUAGUUGACAAUAAUGUUAUCAGCAUUCCUGGUGAGUACAAGAGAGCAUGUGACAAUACUGUAGAUAAUCUACCUCUGGUAUCACAUUCACAUCUUAGAUCAGUACAUCUAGACUACCUGCCUACACUCAGGGAAAUCUGCAGAACAGAACAAUGUAGACAAGUUACUAACACAAAAAGGAGGUUUCAUCAUUAUCUUGACAGUAUAACUUUGCCAUUGAAAGACAGGACAAUAUCUACCCUAGCAACCACAUUUGUUUGAUCAUCACUAUGGACAUUUAUUAUAUACUGUAAAAAUUAGUUCUACAAUCAAGACAACUUCAUUUAUUUAAGUUUACUUAAUUAAGUGCCUUAGUGUGAUAUGAAAAGUUGUUUAUGUGACAUAGUCUGGUAAAGAUACAAAUGCUGAAAUUCUGUUGGUCAGUUUAAAAAAAGAAUUAUUUCAACCAAUCAGAUGCUUUUGAAAUCUGACUGGUUGGUCUAAAUCCAUUAAGAGUGAAAAAAUAGCAAGAUGAUUAUUAUUUCUAGUUGAUCUCCGUGUUUGUGUUUUUUCAUGUAGGGGGGAGGGUAAACUUCAGCAUGUGUUUAUGUAUUGAGGUAUUAAGUAUAUUUUAUAGUUGUGGGAAAGAUCCCAAUGCAAAGAUGUUUUAGGAAAUAAUCGACAAUAGUUUUGCAUGGAGAUAAGUUGUACACAUUGGUUAUAUUUUUAAUGAUAAAUUAAAACUUACUUAUGUUGUGUGUAUUUAAGUUGUCAUGGACAACUUAAUAUAAUAAUUGCCUCUUUUGCAUUCUUGUGUAUUACAGCAUGGAUUUUAGUUUUAAAGAUUUUUUGUGUGCUUAACAUCAUUUUCAAUUCAGAACAAAUUUGUACAAAGAUAAAAUUGUAAAACAUAAUUGUAUAAAUAUUUUUAUUAUUGAAAAUGCAUGACAAAUGGCAGCAAAGUCACAAACUGUUAUCAUACAUAAACAUGAACCAAUUUCACCUCAACAAUUAUGUAAUUUGUAUUAAAACAUUUAGGGGCAUCCGUGGUUGAGUGGUUAAAGUUGUUGACUUUAAACCACUUGCCCCUCACCGCUGUGGGUUCAAAUCCUGACAGGGACUUUGGAUUCUUUCAUGUGAGGAAGCUAUCCAGCUAGCUUAUGGAACGUCGGUGGUUCUUCUCUGGUGCCCGGUUGUGGCUGAAAUAAUGCAAGGAAGGGCACCUGAGGACUUCCUCCACCAGUAAAACUGGAAUGUCGCCAAAUGACCUAUACUGUGUCGGUGUGACGUAAAACCCAAUUGAACAAACAAAAUUAAAACAUUUCAAAAACACAGUAACACCAGACAUCAAAUACUCUUCCCUUUGUGAAGUUACCCUUUUGAAUACUGGUAAUGUGUAGCAACAUUGACUGGUGUUUUGACAGACUGCUCUUGGCAUUCAUUUCUUUAUAAUUUUUUUUGCCCAUCUUUGAUAAAUAUUAAGUGUUAUUUUGUAGCAGCAUGGCCCUUUUUGUAAAUGUUUUUGUAACAAUUUUGCUUCAUGUUACAUUUAUUAUUUACUAUAUAUCAUUAUGUGAUUUUAUUUUAAUUUAAUUAUUUGCACUGAUUAUAUGAUACAAAAUAUAUCAAAUUAUUUAUUUUUAGAUUGAAAGUUAGUUUAAAAGUAGUACAAUUUGUAAGUGCUUGUAAAGUGUUUUAGUAAAAUACACUUAGAUGAGCAUUUUAUCAGUCGUUUUUUGUUCCCUGAAUUUUUUUGUUAUGCCUAUUUGAAAAACAAGUCAUAGUUUACUUCCUGGUGGGUGCCGCCCCAGCAUCCAAUUUUUCUCCAGAGCAUAUCUUCUACACCCAUGGAAGAAUUUUAAUGAAACUUCAAACAAAUGUUCACCACUAUGAGAAGCAGUUCAUGUGCAUGAGCCAGGUCUCUAGGCCAAAGGUCAAGGUCACACUUAGAGGUCAUCGAAAAACACUUGUAUAGAGCAAAACUUCUACAUGCAUUGAGGGUUUUCAAUAUAAUUUGGCACAAAUGUGUACUAUUGUGAGGCAGUGUCGCAUGCAAAAUUAGGUCCCUUCGGUCAUGGUCACACGGGUCAAAAUUCAGAUAAAAAAAAUCACUAGAGAUGAUAAUAUAACCAGAUAUUUUCCAGAUAUUUCCCAGAGCAUAUCUACUAUAUGAAUAUCUAUAAUGCCCACAUCUUCUGUGAAUUAUAAAAGAUGUCAAAUUUUAUUUCACAUAGAUUUUGAUAAAAUAUUUUCAUUACAUUUAAUGAUUUUGUUUUAUUAUGAAAAAUAGAUGAUUUAGAAUGAGAAUAUAUAAACAGUAUUUACUUAGUACCUAAAUUUGUAUUGUGUUUGUAUACUGAUGUGCAAGGUGGUAAAUAGGUAGUUUAGGCCAUUACAACAGGCCAAUAAGGCUUUGAGAUGGUUGGAAAGAAUGUUGAAAAAAAGGUGAGAGGAAUGAAUUGUGAAUAUUUUAUAAUUAUGUACUUGAAAUGGAAAUUUUGUUGAUAACUUAUAUUUAGUUUAACAUUGCCCUUAGUUUUUUAUAUUUUUAAAUUAAUUGUAAUAUAAUGUUACGUAUGGGAUAUUUAUUUCUUGAUUUUUUUUUGUGAUUAAAAAUAAAUUGUAAAAUAUUAA